Molecule: messenger RNA, 2008 nt
Organism: Drosophila eugracilis
Lineage: Eukaryota; Metazoa; Arthropoda; Insecta; Diptera; Drosophilidae
Gene: rho-4
Product: protein rhomboid
Exons: 4
Coding region: 251-1504 (417 amino acids)
Cellular component (GO): membrane
Molecular function (GO): serine-type endopeptidase activity; calcium ion binding
Source: RefSeq, a predicted model, not a curated record
AAGUGUUUUUUUUUCUGUGGCUCGCUCCGUUGUUUUCAGGUGCUCCGCGUUUUUAUGGCCCGCUCUUAAUCUUAUCGCAAAUCAAACCGCGGGCAAUGAGAAUUGUAAUUGCAUAUUUUGGCUAAACGGUAACGGUUUUUGCAAAGUGAUCUAAUUUUUGUGAGAUCUAACAUAUUAAAGACCGAAAUCCGUUUCGGAAAUAACGAAAUCGAAUUGCAGAAAAGUUUUUUCGAGUUGUUUGAGGUGAAAUAUGCCUGUAAAGACAGUUAAUCGUCAGCAAAGCCAAACGCCCGCCCAGCAAUUGCAAAUGCAGCAGCAGCGGGACGUUGAAAAUGGCCUUUAUCCAACGAUUCCUCCCGAGCGUCGAUCGCCACCAUCCCGUCCACAAACGCUGCGACAGGAUACCAUCGAUAUGGAGGAAAUACCACUGAAUAGGACUCAAGCCGUGGAGCCUGAGGAUCGCCGAAAAAUGCAUGAGAUCUUCGACAAGCACGACUCCGACAGGGAUGGACUGAUCAGCACCCACGAGCUGAAGGAGCUAAUCUCUGAUGGCUACUGCCGGGACAUACCCGCCUAUAUUGCCGAACAGAUCCUAAAGCGCAGUGAUCAGGACAACGAUGGCCAUUUGGAUUUCGAGGAGUUCUAUGCAAUGUCCCUGCGCCACAAAUGGAUGAUCCGCAAUAUGUUGACACGCUACUGCCGUUACGUUGUACCGCCACCGAAACCCUUGGAGGGCGAUGAACCUGAUGGUGCCUAUGAGAAGCAGAUGUCCAUCUGCCCACCGCCUCUUACCAUGGUCCUCUUUUCGAUCAUUGAGAUUAUCAUGUUUUUGGUGGACGUCAUUCAUUUCCAGGACGAUCCCAACUAUCAAGAUCGCAUAGGCGAAAGCACUAGCGGGCCGGCGGCCACAUUGUUCAUCUACAAUCCCUAUAAGCGUUACGAGGGAUGGCGCUUUGUUAGCUAUAUGUUCGUCCAUGUGGGCAUCAUGCAUCUGAUGAUGAAUCUGAUUAUCCAAAUCUUUCUGGGCAUCGCUUUGGAGUUAGUGCAUCAUUGGUGGCGCGUUGGAUUGGUCUAUCUGGCUGGUGUUUUAGCCGGAUCCAUGGGCACAUCGCUUACAAGUCCUCGCAUCUUUCUAGCUGGGGCAUCAGGUGGAGUCUAUGCACUGAUCACAGCCCACAUAGCCACGAUUAUUAUGAACUACUCAGAGAUGGAGUAUGCCAUUGUACAGCUGCUGGCCUUCCUGGUCUUCUGCUUCACUGAUCUGGGCACUUCGGUUUAUCGCCAUCUCACCGAUCAGCAUGAUCAGAUUGGUUAUGUGGCGCAUUUGUCUGGCGCCGUCGCAGGAUUGCUAGUGGGAAUUGGGGUGCUUCGUAAUUUAGAAGUGCGACGCUGGGAACGCAUCCUCUGGUGGGUGGCUGUCAUCGUUUAUUUUGCCCUAAUGACCACUGGCAUCAUUAUACAUGUCUUUGUGCCCGAUUACUUCCCGAAACAGGAGUACAACUAGCCCUAGAACUUAAGUCGUCCUAGCCCUAGAGCCCUAGCCUAGACCAUGUCCAAAAAGUGCACUUCGAUGUUGAUCCGAAGCUACUGCUGCUGCAGAGUACGCACAGUGCCUAUCCUAUCUAUAGGAUACCCCACUACCACCACCUUUAUUCCCUUCGACCAUGUGCCUAUCCCGAGAGCUGCAAAACAUAAUUUAUUUUCUUACACCUUGCCAUGGCAGCAUCUUCAUCCCAUCCCCAAAAUGUAUAUGGUAAACGUACUAUAUAUAUAUUAUAUUGUAUUCUCUCGAUCUACACAUGACGUAACGAAAUGAGAACAAAACUCAAAGCUGCAUUUUUGUAAUGUUGUACAUUUCGUGAAAAUUUGUUUUUUUUUUUAUAUAGAUCAACGAUUUUUUAUCAAGAAUAAUGAAGAGAUAUUUUUACUGUAUAUUUUUGGAGAUUUAUUAUUAAGAUCUUAUAUUUAAAUGCAAUAAAAAACAAUGUCUUUGUAUGGAGAAAAAUGA